This is a messenger RNA of Oncorhynchus tshawytscha (Chinook salmon), 3884 nucleotides long. Its product is annotated as SR-related and CTD-associated factor 4. The record is from RefSeq and is a predicted model, not a curated record. NCBI's taxonomy places the organism in Eukaryota, Metazoa, Chordata, Actinopteri, Salmoniformes, Salmonidae. Gene Ontology annotation, cellular component: nucleus. Gene Ontology annotation, biological process: negative regulation of termination of RNA polymerase II transcription, poly(A)-coupled. Gene Ontology annotation, molecular function: RNA polymerase II C-terminal domain phosphoserine binding; RNA binding.
UUGGGUUAGUUCUCCAAAUCUUUGUUUUGGUCAUACCUGUUAUCGUCAAGCGGAGACACGGGUUAGCAACGAGAGCUGAUGUUUGCAACGAAUAUAUAAACACAGCUAGCUAGCUAAAUCACCACGCAUUACUCACUUAUAAGGAUAAUUGAUCGGCACAUCAACAAAUAAGUAAAGUAUGGAUUCCGUCAACGCUUUCAACUUGGAGUUAUUCACCAUGAUUGACAUGAAGCCUCCAAUAUCACGAGCAAAGAUGAUGUCAGUCACUAAAUCAGCAAUAAAGGCUAUCAAGCUAUACAAGCAUGUCGUCCAGAUUGUGGAGAAGUUCAUCAAGAAGUGCAAGCCAGAGCUGAAGGUUCCUGGCCUAUACGUGGUGGAUUCCAUAGUCCGACAGUCCCGACACCAGUUUGGAGUGGACAAGGACGUCUAUGGACCAAGGUUCCAAAAGAACUUCACCCCGACCUUCCAGAACCUAUACCUCUGUCCACACGAUGACAAGAGUAAGAUCAUCCGUGUCCUCAACCUGUGGCAGAAGAACGCUGUGUUUGAGAUGGAUGUCGUCCAGCCUCUAUUGGACAUGGCUACUGGCUCUUUCGUCCUUACUCCCUCCCCCCAGGAGGACCUCCAGGCCCAGCCCCCAGUCUCCAGUGCCUCUUUUGCAGCAGCCCAGCACCAGGCCCAACCCCCAGUCUCCAGUGCCUCUAUUGCAGCAGCCCAGCACCAGGCCCAGCCCACAGUCUCCAUAGCAGCAGCCCAGCCCCCAGUCUCCAGUGCCUUCGUUGCAGCAGCCCAGGCCCAGCCCCCAGUCUCUAGUGCCUCUAUUGCAGCAGCCCAGCUCCAGCCCCCUGUCUUCAUAGCAGCAGCCCAGCACCAGCCCCCUGUUUCCAUAGCAGCAGCCCAGCACCAGCCCCCUGUUUCCAUAGCAGCAGCCCUGCCCCAGCUCCCACCACAGCUUCGGAACCCUGAGGCUCUGGCGGCUGUGGCCCAGCUCUUCCAGUCUGGACAGGGACACGAGCUUCAGAAGAUGCUUCUGAAGUUCCAGUCAGGGCAGCAGACCACCACUCUGGUUCCCAACACCAUGGUGGACGAGACUCAAACUACUGUUCCCAACACCGCGUCUGACCAGACCCGCUCACAGAGGGUCCAAGGCCAGCAUAACACACACCAUCCACUGUUCGACACACACCACACACAUCCUGCAGAGCAGAAUAACUCACUAGCUAAGAAACUCCUGGACCGUUUUGAUUACGACGACGAACCAGAAGAAGUGAAGAAAGAGGAAUUGGAUUCCCUUGUUCCGGGAAACGUUUACGGUGGCCAGUUUCCUGUUCAAACGCCGCCCAACAUGGAGCAGCAAUUUCAGGGUCAUAUGAUGGGCCAGCCUGGGAGGCAGCAGACACCUGGUGAAGGAUACCCUGGUCUGAACAAGGGCUACAACCAGAGCCAGCACACUGCCCAGCAGAACCAGGACCAGGGAAACCCCAGAGAGAGAGAAGAUCCGUCUGGGAGGAGGGAUGGGAGGGAGGGGAGGCAGCGCGGCCACGGCAGGAGGUCACGCUCCAGGUCUGGCUCUCGAUCUCCCAGGAGAAAGAGAUCCAGGUCCAACUCUCGCUCCCGGAAGCCCCGACACUCCUCCCAGCGCUCCGGGUCCCGCUCCAGGGAGAGUCGCUGGAACUCGCCUCGCUCCCGCUCGCAGGAGAGGAAGGAGAGAGAGAAGGACAAAGACCGUAGACAGAAAGGUCUGCCCAGCAUCAAGAGCCAGACACUCAGUGUUUGCACCACGACUCUGUGGGUGGGCCAGCUGGACAAGAAGACUUCUCGGCAGGACGUCAUGUGUUUACUAGAGGAGUUUGGGCAGAUUGACUCCAUUAAUAUGAUCCCUCCUCGUGGAUGUGCCUACAUAGUGAUGGUCCACAGGCAGGAUGCCUACAGAGCUCUACACAAACUCGGCAGAGGAUCCUUCAAGGUCAACCAGAAGGCUAUCAAGAUUGCGUGGGCCUUGAACAAGGGUAUAAAGGCGACCCAUAAGAAGUUCUGGGACGUGGAGCGAGGCGUCACCUACAUCCCCUGGAGCAAGGUGAAGAUAGAGGAGCUGGAGGGCUACAGGGAGGGAGGCAUGCUGGACGCAGACACACUCUGUCCAGAAUGGGGAGAUGACGUGAAGGAGCUGACUAAACCAGGAGGACUGAACAACGGAGGAGGAGCGGAUGCCAUGGAAACCGAGGGAGCUGCCACCGCCCACGUACAGGUGCCUCCAGUCCAGCCAAUAGGGUCCAUGGGUGGUCCCUCUGGAUUCCCUGGCCCUCCCCCCUCCCUCACCCCCGGUGGACCCCCUCUCUUCCUGCCCGCUGGCUUCAACCCCACACAGCCUCCAGGUUUCCCUCAUGCAGUAGUGGGUGGACCAGGGAGCACCAAAGAUGACUCUGGAUCUAAAGACAAGGCAGGAGGGAGUGGUGGCCCCUCAGACACUCCAGACAUCCAGCUGGGAGCUCCAGGCCCAGGCGGACCAGGGGCCUUGAUGAGUCCUCCAGGCCCAGGCGUACCAGGGGCCUUGAUGAGUCCUCCAGGCCCAGCAGUGUUACUGGGUCCCAGGCCGGCCAUGCUGCCCAUGCAGCCUCGUCCGGGACUACCACCCCCUCACCUCCAGCCCCACUUCCCCCUCCUCCCUCCCCCAAACAUGCCCCCUAUGAUGAUGGGCCCCAGGGGCCCCAACCCUAUGUUUCCCCCAGGGGGCGCCCUCCAGGUCGGUUCAGGAUGCCCAUGGGCCACCAGUCCAUGGAGGACUUUCCUCACGGACCCCCAGACAUCCCAUCCAGCCUGGACCCCCCCAGACAUCCCUUCCAGCCUGGACCCCCAGACAUCCCUUCCAGCCCGGACCCCCGGGAAGAAGAAGGCAACUGGGAGGGCGGGAGACACUUCAGGGGCGAGAGGCCAGGGUUUGGGGGACGUGACAGGGACGGGGGAGGUUUGGGGAGCGGGGAGAGGGUUUCCUAGAGGAGGAGGAGGGGGGGAAAUGGUCGGCCCAUAGAUGGGCCUGAGGGGAGGGACCGCUUCAUGAACCAACGGGAUAGAUUUGAAUGGUGAUGAGGCAGGGCCAGGAGGGUUCAGCCGUAGAGACUGGGGGGUAAUCAUCCAGGGUCCUGUUCAGCAGGGAGAAAAACAUUUUGGAACAGAGUAAAACAGGAAUGAACUACCUGAACUUGUCCAGUAAAAACCCAAGAGUUUUUUUUGUUUUGCUGAACAUAACCCAGAUGUCUGACCUGGAGAAUGACUUGGAGACUGGGCACACGGAGUCAGACUGAGUCACACGGAGUCACACGGAGUCAGACGCAGACAUUGUAAUGUACAGCCUGUCCCUGACGAGUUUCUCCACUGUUCCAAAGACAUUAAGACUAACACAGAGAAAAGAAAAUGAAUGGGACAGUUUCCCAAAUCAUAGAAUAAGCCCAGUCCAGUUAAUACAAAGCAUGUUCAAUGGAGGAUCUCUGUUAGAACGACUUCUUAGUUCAGGACUAGGUUUAAUCUGUGUCUGGGAAACCUACCCUGUCAGAAUAUCACAGUUUAAACCAGUGGAAGUCUAAUUUGGAAGUCUGUUCAUAUGAAGAACUUUUGUCCUGCCUUUUUGAGCUGGUAUGUUCUGACAGAAAACCACAGAGAGAAGAAUACUGAUUUGUAUAUAUUGUAUUUGUGCUGAUGGCCAAUAUUCUGUUUUUUUGUUUCUUCUCCAGGAAGUCUGUCACUAGGGCAGUGAGGAGAAACAGACAGUUGACCUGAAAACACCAUCAUCCUUGUAUCGAUGGGGGGGUUCAAAACAUGAAAAUCUUUUGCUUCAGAAUUUAUCAUUAGCAGUUUGUUUUUAGUAAACUAUUUUUGUACAAAUUUAA